UCGCAACUAGCUAAGAACCUAUUGUCACUUUAAUGCCCCUUUAAAAAAAAAAACUUCAAAAUUAUUCGUUGCGAUACAAAUUGUUGGAAAUUCUUUUAAACUUUAGCUGGGUACUCGGAGGCGAUGGCUGCGACUCAGAAAAAGGUUAUAGUUAUCGACUCGAAAAGUGUGUUUACCAAAAUUCUGGAGGAUGCUGGCAGCAAGCACGUCCUUGUGGAAUUCUUUGCCACCUGGUGUGGUCCAUGUGCGAUGAUCGGUCCUCGACUGGAGCAACUUGCCAACGAAUACUCAACCCGCUUGAUUAUCCUCAAGAUCGAUGUGGACGAAAACGAGGAACUGGCGCUUCAAUAUGAUGUCACAGGCAUGCCCACGUUUGUGAUCAUUAAGAAUGGGGUCACGCUCAUACAGUUCGUGGGCAGCAAUCCGGAGAAGAUCGUCAGUGUUGUGGAGAAGUAUGUGGGCAAGGUGGAGGACAAUAAGCCUGGAAAACCAUCGUCCGCCACGGGUACGGCGUCGGUGUCGGCACCGGCGGCCAACCGAGGCAGCUCAAACUAAUACUCAAGUCCUCGCAGUAAAUUCAAAUUUCAAUAUCAAUGUGUGAUUUUUAAUUAAAUACUAAUGACUUGG
Molecule: messenger RNA, 627 nt
Organism: Drosophila kikkawai
Lineage: Eukaryota; Metazoa; Arthropoda; Insecta; Diptera; Drosophilidae
Product: thioredoxin-2
Cellular component (GO): cytosol
Molecular function (GO): protein-disulfide reductase activity
Source: RefSeq, a predicted model, not a curated record